CUCGGGGUCCUAGCCGUCAGGAAGUGCUUCCUGGCAUCCAAUGAUUGUCUAGCAAAAACGCAGAGUGGGAGGAGUAGGGAGGCAGAGAUCAACAGUGCUGCUUCUCCCACUUUACAUAGGAUGCCCAUAAUCCAUGUUUGGAUGUUUAUGGGCAGUUUGAUUGUGACCUGCAUAACUGAAAGCAUGCUUCCAAGCAAUGGACUAGAUUAGAAAUGAGUAACCUUCCUCCAGUGCAGCCUAGAGAGAUGAAGUUACUGUUGCAUAAAUGGCAAAGGAGUAUAAGUAUUGUAGGAGGAAUGAAAAUGCUGAUGAGUUAAUCCUAUCAAUGGCCAUUGGUAAUCACCUUCGCUUUAGCAGUAGAAGGCAUGAAGAUAGUCUCGCCCCUUGUUCUCCUGGAAUGGUUUGCUUUAAAUAUACUAAUAUGUCCUUCCUCUUAAAAGAGCAGAUGACUCUUAAAUGCUUGUUUACAUCAACAUCUUACCUUGAAAAUACUGGACUACAGAGGAAUAGCACCAAGAGUACGUUAAAAACCAGUCAUGUAUCAUGGGCUUUGCAAUUAUUAGUAUGUUUAGGCUUUUUAAUUUUUACCCAAAGGAAAAAAUAACUGAGGCAGCACUGAAAUCAUGUAUGUACAUGGGCUGUUGCUGAAUAUUUUGGCAUCUGAUUUUCAUAUUUUUUUUACUCCACUAAGUUUAAGCUGUUUUUAAUGUGACUCUUAACUUGUGUCUCAGAAUCACAACCAUAUGUUGAGUUCACAGAUGCUUUUGCAGAUGUCCAAGCACUAGUCUAACAAACUUUACAUCUCCUUUGGUGCAUUGCUGAAGGUCGUAGUAACAAAAGUCUGCAGAGCUUUUAAUUACACAGGAACAUGUUUUCGUAUUUAUGAGGACAUAAAAUAUGUAGGAGACAAUGCAGCCAAAGGUAAGCACCUCAUGGUUCUGUCAAUUUAAAUAGGAGAACUAUGUACAUGUUUACAUCCUGCAGUCUAGUCAUUGGGUCCUUUAAAAUACUUACCUUUUAACUGCUUUGCUAGUAGAAAGGCAUUUAAGAAUACAGGAGCUGCAUCUAAUAAGAAGAAAGAGCCUGGGCCCCCUGUAUUGCCCCUGAAGCACUUCUCUAGCCAGUUUGAAAAAGAGUAUAUCAUCUCAAACUGCAGUGCUUUAGUCACAUUCAAGAAAGGCCUUCUCUUUGGCCUUACAUAUGCACUUUUACCUGCUGUUUAUGGAUUUCUGAAGAUUUCAUGUAGUAUAAGUGUUAUAUCCUGGAUAUGCUAUACUGGCUGACAUUUUUUUAAAAAUAGGUACCCCUACUCCCCUCUAUAUUUUACCCUUUUUUCAGAGUUCUACAAGUUCUUAAGAGGUUUGCCAGGUAUGACAUAAAAUGUUUAGCUUUCUCUCAAAGUAGAGGAGAUAAAUUACAGUAACAAUUGAUUUUUGCCAUGUUACAGCAUUAGUAAAAUGUAUGUUUUGCAAUAAUAAUUAUGUGCUAUUAAUAUUUAUGUCCCUCCGUGAAUUUCACCAAGAUUCCUGUACUAGCACAAUAGGAGGAAUUUAUGUUCAUACCAGUCAUCUUUUUUAGAAGAAGGAAGAAAAACUGUUCCUCAUUGUUCACCAUCUCUGAGAACAUUUUGUUCAUAUUAUUUGCAAUUAGACAGUUUGCAUCUGGAAAGAGCAGCAUAGGAAUGAGCACUCAAAUGUUGGGAAAAACCUGGGGAUGUAUGUGUUAGAAGGUCCAUUAGUAAAAAAGGCUUGAGCUUGUCAGUUAUAUCAGUGGUCUCUCCAGAGAAACUAAGGGAAGGCUGUGUCUUCUUGCUUGAUUUAAUUCAGUUUUCAUCUGUUAAUGGGGUAUCACUGAGGGCUGACAAUUCAAAUAUCAAAUUGGAAUUCUCCUUGUCCGCAGAUCUAUUCAAUUGAGUAGCAACUCAAACUUGCCAUUUUAAAUGUGUGAACAUGCUGGGCUGCUUGCUUCUGAGGAAAUUCAAUAAUCCUUGUGGUGAUUGAACAGAUAUUGAUGGAAAUGCAUUACCUGUUACUAAGGUGCCCCUGUAGUAGCUUUUUGCAAUCUGGUGCCCUUUGGUGUCCCACAAGUCCUGCCUUCCCCAGCAAGCAUGACCCACAAAAGGAGUUCAACACAGUUGAAGGGCAUCAGGAUAGGGAAGGCUGGCUUACAUUCCAUUCCCAAAGAGGAGCAUUAAACAAUGACUUCACUUAGGCUUCAGUGCAAAGUACACUAGCUUUCCCUAGAACAUGUGCCUGGGGAAGAAGCUGGAGCAAGAAUGCCAUAACUGAAAUAUAAAGUGAUGUUCCAAUAUAAAUUUCAGGAACACUGCAAAAUAAUCCCCCCACCCCAACACACACUCACUAGUUAGAGGUGGUUGCUUUAAUUGGAAGCACUUUUUAACAACUGGGACUAUAACAAUGUAAUUUUGCUUCCUGUAAUUAAAAGCAGGUAUAGAUAAGGAAUUAAUUGUGUGCUACUUAGAAAUUUGGAUUUUUAAAGUAAAAUAGCUGAUAGAAUGACACUAUCCUAAUAUAUACAUGCUGUUGCUAUUUUUAAAAAAGGCUCCAUCCUUUAAAAAGUAGCAAACAAAAAUUAAGUAAGAUCUGAUUGUUUCUAGGCAGAUUAGAGCAGUUUAUUUUCAUCAGUUGAAAAGGAAAUGUCUAUGAUUGGAAAGCGGAAUGUAAAAUACAUUCAUAAUACAGAAAUCACAAAAUUGGUUCUUUAGAUAGAAAAACUUCCAUUAAGUUAAUGUAUCUGAUUGAGGCAUUGGUUUAGUUUAAAGAUUUAGGUUGCAAUCCUAUGUAUAUUUAGAAAGAAGAAUGUUCAUGCUGGCUCAGGAACACAGAGUUCCGUGUUCUGUCUAAAACAUUUGUAGAAUUACAGCCUGAGACUGCAGUCCUCUAUAUACCUGGAAUGUUCCCAUGGAACUCUUGGACUAACUUCCCAGUUGGCAUGCAUAGGAGUACACUAUAACUAGGACUAUUGCACUUCUUGCCAGAUUAUGUGAUCCUAACUGAAUUGCUAUUUAAGAGAAAUUCAGUAUUUACAUUUAAAAAUAAUUUGUUUUUAAACUUCAUAUUUACCUUUAAAACAUUUUAUCCACCCUAGCAGUCUGUAGGUUUGUAGUCUGUAGUUUCUAUGUCUGCAAACUAACAUUGCAUCCUGUGAAUAGCCUUGCAUCAUAACAUCUCCUCCUGUUUCCCCUGGGCUACCUGUUUCAUUACAUGUCAAUAUUGCUCAUUAACACUGCAUUGAGGCAGAAGCUUACUCCACUAUGAAUAUACAGUGCUAUCCUACACAUGCUUACUUAGAUGUAUGUCCAUUGAGUUUGAAUGAGCUUACUCUCAAGUAUGUAAACAUAGGGUUGCAAUUCCAGUGUUAAACUAGAAGUGGAGUAAAAGGUACCAAAAGGAAGUGGUAUGUGCAAGUGUGCAGCUUUGGCACUGCAGCCCCUGUUCCUGUCAUUGCCAACCCUGCUCAAUUCUUGACUAGACUAGCCAUGAGCAGUGUGGAGAAUGGUAAAGCUGUGUGUGCUUGACAUUCAAUGAAACCUCUGUCUGGGAGCAAGUUGAAAUUGUAUAUCUGAAGAGUAAUGCUCUUUGUAGCAUAGUAUGUAUUGCAGGGGUGGGAAACCUCUAGCCCUUGAGAUGAUAUUGGACACUGAUUCUCAUCAGCCUCAACAGGCAUGGUCAAUCAUCAUGAGAGAUGACAGUUGUAGUUUAGCAAUAUCUGACCACAGAUUUUAUACCCCUCCUGUAGUGUAUCAUCAAUUAAGCGUAGGAUGUUAUUUUCCCUUUACCUAUUCCAAACCUUGAUUAUAGAGAUCAGGAAGAUUAAACUUGUAGAUAAAUAAUUAGUUUCUAUUAUAAUUUAUUCUUUAUUAAAUUGUUGAUCAACUUUGCAAUUCAGUCAUAUCACGUGUUCUCAACCAGGUUCACUCAUUCAAAUGAAUUGAUAUCAACAUCAGUGUAUAUAAAAUAAUCACAAUGCUUUAAAGACUGAAAAAUGAAAUAAAUAAAAUGAUAUAUAUAAAUCUAUAUAGAUUUUUAAAAGAGGUCUCAAGAUUCCACUUUAUGCUUUCAAUAUCUUGUCCCACUCUAAUGUGAUCAUGAGAUUAAUCAAGGAUUGUGGUGUGUAAAUAAGAGCAAGUUUGAUUUUUAAUGGCUGGGGUUACUUACUGGUAUCUCUGAGUGUGCUUUCCCCAACCCCAGUAUGAUGGCUAUCAUUCAUUCCAAUGAAAAAAGUAAACUCUAGCCUUCAUCGAUCUGAUACUGUUUAUCACUCCUGAAGUUGAAAAGGUUAACUAACACCAACAGACACACAAUGAGGGGUAUAAAUGUCCAUUCUGAAGUUAUGGAGGAGCAAUGUUUUAAAUACCUUCCACUCCCUGAAGACCAAGAAACGUUUGGGAGGGGGAACUGGGAACCUGAACACUGCUUCUUUCCUCACCUGCAUCCCAAACAGAGUUCACAUUUGAGGUGAGGUAAUUCUUUACUGUCUUCAUGGAGCCCAUGUUUGGUUUUGGGAAAAUAGAGAGCAGGGCCAUAUUUAGUAAAGCUCUGGUGGAGUGGUUGCCUCAGUGAUGAAUGUCAGAGGAGUACAGCUGAAAUUCUUCAUCCUCUGACACUCUUACAUCAGUCAUUAGGUUACUAGUCCAUUUGAACCAGUUGUGUAUACUCUGACUGGUAGCCACAUUCCAAGGUCUCAGUAGAAGUCCUUGAUCCCUGUUUUUAUUUUUGUUUUAAUAAGCAAUAAUAGGGCUGAGCUGGGGAAAUCACCUAUAUUAAACAUAAGCUGUGCCUGAGCAUAUCUUUCCCAAUAACCAUAUGAGCUUAUCUACAAUAUUAUUGUGAGUAUAUUAAGGAUAGUGGAAGAAUGGUGUACUCUAACUCUAUCAAGGGCUUCUUGGAAAAAAGCCAGGCUAUAAAUUAACAAAUAUAAUUGCUAAUAUACAUAUAAAACUGGCUUGGAGAGUUUCAUUCAUUCAUUCAUUUAUUGAAGUUAUAAAACUGCAGCCAGUAGUCCCAAACAGGACUCCCAUCAUUCUCUAGGACAAAUUUCUCUAACCUAGUGCACUCCCAAUAUAUUGUCCUACAACUCUCAACAUCCCCUCAUCAACAGAGGAACCCAGGAUAUGAUAAUGCAGAAUUGUGCUUAAUUCCUAAUAGCUUCAAAAUAGACAUUGGAACGAAAUAAGCAAGCUAAAAUCCAGAAACAAGAUGUGAAGGGGGAUAAGAUAGCUGUUCUGAGAAUUUUGUAAAUUGAGGUAUAGCAUAAAAAUGACAAUUCCUUGCCAUCCAAAGUCAUAGAGAUAACCUAUUUGCACAAAGGUAUUUUGGUUUAUACAGCACAUUGGCCAAACAUACAGAACUUGUUCAAACAGUACCAACCAUGAUCAGACAUAUAAAUAUGAAAUUAAACAUUGCAAAUCAGUGUUGACCUACUAGGAAUAUGCCAAUUUUUAUCAAGUUAAUAGAUAUUUUUAGUAUGCUAGAAAUUACCAUAUAUCCAUUGCUAGUCAUAUUCAGCACAUGUUGAUUGCAAAAAUACAUUUCUUGCUAGUAAAAACAUAAAGCAAUUCAGCUAAUGCCUGUCAAAGAGUUGAAUGUUCAGAAGAUGGAGUUUUUCACCCUUGUAUCGCUGGGUGAGUACAAACACAGUGCCAGCUGUCUGUAACUGAUUGAGGGUUCAAAAUUAAAUGGUAGAAAUGUUUAUUCCCAUCCUUGCCCCUGCCAUAUCUUUCUUCUAUCUUUCCCAGCUCUUCCCUCCUUGUAGUUAUAUCAAACUUGAUUUGAAAUCAUAAGGAACAAACUUUGCUUAUUGCUAGAACAGAUGCAUUACUGAGCUAUGGUUAUGGGUGAGAAUUCAGGCAUCGUAAUUGAUUCACAUGAUUACUGUAGGUUAAACAAGCCAUGGUGUCAUCUUAAAGUUGUGACAUGUGGACACCUAAUCAUCCACCUGGGUGCAAAUUGUUUGGUUGACUGGGUCUGGGCAGCAUGACUCUUUGGAGGAGAAACAGCCCUCAAACAACCCAUCAGCAGCCCAUGGGUCUCUGCUAUACACCACUAAACACUUAAACAAGGCACCACAGUAGACAAAGGGUAGAAGACUAUCUGCAUUUGAGAGUGGGGAGGGUAGCAGAGAAGUAAGCACACACUUCUGUAGCCCAGCCCUUAUAGGAAAGUAAGCAGAGGUGAACUACAAAGCAGAUACCAAAGGAUAAUGCAUAUAAGUGCAUUUCAGCAAAUGCCUUCAAAUGUCCCAGUGUAAAUCUCAAUAGACAAACCCCAAAUCGAUGUAAGACCAGCAGCAUCAUUAUGAAUGAUGCAUUGCUAAUACAAAUCAAUGUAAAAUUGAUAAAACCCAAAGUACAAAAAUUAACAUUUGAUUUGAACACUAGAAUUGCAUCAUUGUAAAGGAACAUUUACAGCAGAUUUAUAAAACAGAUAAUUACUAAAUUUUAAAUGAAAGCCAUAUAUAUCUGGCAUGGAAAGGAUUCAUAUUUCCAGACUAAAUAGGUAAUGGUCAAAAUAGUGGUUAUGUCCACUACAUAGGAAUAUACAUCUAAAUAUAAGCCAAAACAAUGGGGCUAACUUGGAUACAAGGAGAGGGAGGGUCAAAGCUCCUCUUCCAAACCCUUCUCCCACCCCACCCCCUUUCUAUUUACAAACUCCUGGGGGAGCGGGGGCAAAUAGAGCAGUGGUAUUUACAGUAAGAAUGGUGCUUAGUUGAUCCUUCUAACUGGAGGUGUCAAAGGUUGGACCCUUCCAGGGCUGUAGCAAGUUGAAAUGUUUUUAGUCCCUUUUGUCAAGUAAAAGUUAAAACAGGGUAAGCUCAAACUCAGGAAGUCCCUUCAGUACAGUUUUAAACAUGUAAACCCAUCUAUUUUCCAUGCUUCCUUCCAUCAUGAUGUGUGUUGCAAGAAGAAAUUGCACAUUUUACAGAUUUGUGUAUGUCGAGAGUAAAGGUUUUUAGGUGAGAAGCUUCAUAUACACACUUAGCAGCCUCACACACUUCUUAGGCACUUCUACUGGUGGGAGAAUGGGGGAAACAGUUUUUAGCGAUUCUUCCACCUGCAGUGCUGAAAAUCUGGAACAGUAUAGGAGAUGGCAAAGGGGCCUGCAAAGGGGAAAGGUUAUAAUGAAAAUAAUCUUUACUUUUUAUUUUUCCAGCUGAAAUGUCUGCUGGAUUGGAGUCCCUUCUUCAUUUGAAAAGAGCUCUUCAGUUCAUGGAGCAUUAGUUAAGCUGUCUCAUGUAGUUAAACAUUAAUUUUCACACUGACAAUUCAUUUCAUUUUAAUAAAAUAAACAUUUUAUUUUGAUGUAUCUCAUAUUUGAUUAUGAUCACAUUGCAUUGACAUUGUGACCAGUAAGGCAUUCUGUACUCAUUACUCAGAAAUUAAUUUCCAGCACUGAGAUGUUAUAUAAAUAAUAGCUGAACUUACAGAAUUCUGUUACCACUGAUUAAGGCUGUAAUUUUAAGCCUAUUUUCCUGGGAGUAAGCCUAAUUGAACUAACUAGAGUUCAGUUUACCUCCCAGUAAAUAUACAGAGUAUUGUGCUGUAAGUGACUCAAGAAGCACAGUUGCUUUUUUAAAAAAAGAAUUAUCUCCCCUCCCCUCCGUAUUUCUUUAUUGAGCCUCCUUGUUUCCUUUGCAGUGUUGGACCAUUUCUGCAGUUCCAACAGUUAGUGCCCUUUCUUUCCCAUGCUUUUUCAACAGUUAUGGCCAUUCAAGAAAGAGCAUCUCCAGCAUCUCCAUCUUGUCAGAUUGGGAAAAAGGAAAGCAAAUAUGCUUCCCCAUGUUAUUUUUAUGUACACUUUGUGCCAAGAUUUGAUUCUGAAAUAUUUUGGCACAGUGCUUUUCAACUAUUUAGGAAAGAGAAGGAAGGAAAAAGAUCCAUCAGCAUGAUGUGCUUUCUAGGGCUUUGUAGAUUUUUCAGUCAUGGAGUUAUUAGCCUUGUCUCCAGUUCUUGGUCAGAUCCUGUGACUCUUGUAUUAUGAUGGUCGAGAUGGGUGAAACAACUAUAAUGAAGUGAUUAGCAACAAUUUUUUAAAAUCCCUCCAGAAAAGAUGAGUGCAGAAAGAAAGAAAGCUAUUCUGUCGAUUACAAGAAAAGAAUCGUAGAGGACUCGUGCAGCAAGAAUCUUACAGUUUACUGCAAAGAGAAGACGUUGGAUCUACGAUUGGUCCGAAAAUGGCAAGCAGAUCACUGUGUUUCCCCGAAAAUAAGACGUAGUGUGUUUUUAUGAGCCAAAAAAUAUAUAUAAGACAGUGUCUUAUUUUCAGGGAAACAUGGUACUUUGUACGAAGAGAAAAUGAAAAGCGAGGCAGCAUGCAAGUACAUGCCUCAUUUGAAAAAUUCUGUGAAACUGAAUUUGUUUUCAUAACCUUUUGCAGCUAUGAGGCUGAAAAUAUUUCUUAAAUGAAACUAUGAUUGAAAGUUAACGAUCAAAGGUUACAUUAACCUUUGAUUAAUAGAUCAUAUCCCAUUACAACUAGGUGGCCUAGGGAUGAACCGUUUUGUGGCAGCAAAUAGAGCCUACAGUGUUCAAAGUGGUCUCCUUAGCUUGGGUAUUAGCUCUUGUGAAAGCCUUAUCUUUGUGUGUAGUAUUAAUAUAGGCAUGCAAUGUGAAUUUUGAGUUGCAUAAAAAGCUAUUAAUGUAAUGUAAGAAAUGUAAUGAAUGAUAAUAUUAAGGAUCUGUAUAUUAGUCCAAUAAAUAUAUAUUUCUUGUAUAUUAGUCCAAGAAAAACAAGUCAGAUUCAAAAGCAAGAGAUAGAGACAAUAUCAUCCUAAACAAAAAUCUUUCAUUCUGUGUAUUUUUCAGUUUUCCUUGACAUCUGAAAUCUGAACAGAGUUUCCUAUGAAUACUGAACACUCCCUUUUAAACUUCACAGAAGUUUCUGCUACCUAUUUCUUUCUGCAACCCCCACCUCAAAUUUGGUUCUAGUUUCAGGGGAAAUGCUCAGACAUCUGGUCAUCUUUUCCAUUAAGGGGCUAGUUCAUGUGGUGAAGUCCUUUUGGUUGUGCUGGAAUAAUAUUGAUGCCAGAAGAGUUCAGAUUGGCUCUGAAUAUUAAGCAUUUCAUAGAAAACAAGUCAGUGGUUCAUAAAUAAUUCAGUGUAAUUUGAAUGUCACAUUAAGAUGAAUAUUGUGAAAGGUACCAUGGCAUUCCCCGGAACAGCAAAUCAGUAUACAACAAAAUCAUAAUUGGGCUUUUAUUUCAUGCCAGAAAUUCUUGAUUGGCAUUUUAAUGUAACUCUGACAUUGUGGUUCCAUUUCUGUUACAUGAGUAGUUACGUAAUUCUGUUUUUAUGAUACCUCAAUCUUUCAUGUGACGAACAGUGUUCGUCUUGGGUUUUUUGAAAGAAUAUGCAACACUGGAAGCAAACUUAAACCCAGUGUAUUGGAUACAGAGAAAAGCAUGUGAAAUGGAACUAUUGGAAGCUACCUUUGCCUCUUCUCCCUAUGGAAACUUCUGCAUUCACCACAAAGAGUCUCCCAAGUAUCAGGAAGACAUGCUGAACUCAGGAGACUUUGGUGCAAGAGGGGAGGCAGAUAACUAAAUGACCAUGGAAUCUGGUGCAGAGAACCAACAGAGUGGAGAUGCAGCUGUUACAGAAGCAGAAAACCAACAGAUGACAGUGCAGGCACAGCCACAAAUUGCAACGUUAGCCCAGGUAUCUAUGCCAGCAGCCCAUGCAACAUCUUCUGCUCCUACUGUGACCUUAGUACAGCUGCCGAAUGGGCAAACAGUCCAAGUCCAUGGCGUUAUUCAGGCUGCCCAGCCAUCAGUUAUUCAGUCUCCACAAGUCCAGACAGUUCAGAUCUCCACUAUUGCAGAAAGUGAAGAUUCACAGGAAUCUGUGGACAGUGUCACAGAUUCCCAGAAACGCAGAGAAAUCCUUUCCAGGCGACCCUCCUACAGAAAAAUCUUGAACGACUUGUCCUCCGAUGCUCCUGGUGUGCCAAGGAUUGAAGAAGAAAAAUCUGAAGAGGAAGCAGCAGCACCUGCCAUCACUACUGUCACGGUGCCAACUCCAAUUUACCAAACCAGCAGUGGGCAGUACAGGACUGGUGUUGCUGAUAUCCACCAUCAAUAUGGCAAUGCUGUGCAUGCAGUUGCUAUCACCCAGGGAGGUGCAAUCCAAUUAGCGAACAAUGGUACAGACGGAGUGCAGGGCCUACAGACUCUCACCAUGACCAAUGCCGCUGCAACCCAGCCUGGUACCACCAUUUUGCAAUAUGCACAGACCACUGAUGGACAGCAGAUCCUUGUACCCAGCAACCAAGUUGUUGUACAAGCUGCUUCAGGAGAUGUCCAGACCUACCAGAUUCGCACAGCACCUACAAGUACCAUUGCACCUGGUGUCGUCAUGGCAUCCUCCCCAGCACUUCCCACCCAGCCAGCAGAGGAAGCAGCACGAAAGAGAGAAGUCCGUCUAAUGAAGAACAGGGAGGCAGCAAGGGAGUGUCGCAGGAAGAAAAAGGAAUAUGUCAAAUGUCUAGAAAACAGAGUGGCUGUGCUUGAAAACCAAAACAAGACAUUGAUUGAAGAGCUAAAAGCACUUAAGGACCUGUAUUGCCACAAAUCGGAUUAAUUUUAGAUCCUUAUUUUUGAUUUGUUAAUGUGGGAGAAAGACUGGUUUGCUGACAGCCAGAAAGACAAAGUGAACUUUUUAUUUUCUAAACAUUUCUUUUUUUCUACGCGCAAAACUGCCUGAAAGCAACUGCAGAAUUUAAUUCAUCUGUGCUUUUGCAUUAAACUGUGAAUGUUGAAAUACCUGCCUCCACUUCUCCCCCUUCCCAGCCCCAAGUUAUUUUCAUCAGAGUGCAUCCUGAGCGUGAAGAAAAAGAACAGGCUUCCUCAUCUCCCGUCCUCUUCAAGGAGUAACAAUUUAAUUUGUGAAGCUAUUGGGGUGGGGAAAUUUCAUAAUGGUUUCAAGAGUUAGUGCUGAGCUCAUCUGAAUGCCUUAGAGACAGUCACCUCAGCCUCUGCCCUGAAGUAUUUGGUGGGCUGCACACAUGGCCAAGGUAUGAUGCACUGAGAAAUGAUGGUUGCCAAAUUAUUGCAUGGUUUCAAAAAUCAAUUAAUAGUCUGUGCAGUUACAGCUAUGUGGUGGGAUGAUGCCAAAGGAUGUGCAUUUCAGGUAUGCAGUAGCAGGAAUUACAGGAACAUAUAAAGAAGAGUUAGGGAGAGGGCAGGUAGCUUGUCUGUACAUUCUAUCUGGUUUUUUGAAUUUUUUCUCUACUGUAAAGAUAAUGACAUCUGUAAUUGUUUCAUAGAUUCAGUCUUAUGAAUACACAUGAAGAAAUCAGAUACCUUUGAUUAUCGAUGAGGUGUGAACUCCUAGUAGAGUAGGAACAGUAAAAUGCAGUUCAAGUUGAAGUGACCACUUGUAUAAAGAAACAUUAAUUAAAGCAAGUACCAUUUUACUUUGCUCUAUCCAGAGGAGAAAUUAUCCAGAUACCAGCAGAAGCAUAACCAACCCAGUGUAUGUUUGGAGAAGAAAGAAAAACUUUGAGCCAUCCUAAUAAUUGAAAUACUAGUUGAUAAAUCCUUCCCUCCCUUCUUUAAUAUAAUCUCAAAAGGGAGUUGAUAACUCGUUUAAGUACAGAUGACAUGCAUAUUUCAGCACAAAAUAUACCCAACAAGCGUACUUCUGAAACAACUGUUAGCCAAGCAGACAACCAAGUUAAGUCAGCAGAUUUGAGUAGGGCUCUGAGUGAUUUGGAGAACUGCAAAAAUUUAGAUUAAACCCUUCAGAUCAAAAUGUGAUCAAAACCCCUUCUUUGCAAGACUCUUAAAAUGGCACGAUUACAGCAAAGCCCUAGAUAAACAUUAGAACUACCACUGUUUUAUCAAAACAUGUAUGAUUGUUAAGGAGAGGUUGCCCUUCCAGAGUCAAAAUAGGAUCAUUUUGACUGGAGGACAUUAAAUUAUUUUGAGUCUCUAAUCCCAGCAGUUAUGCAAGCCUAGAAGUAAAAUAAAUAUUUCUGAUAGAUAGUAACAGACAUGAAAGGUAUUUUUUAAAAAAAGAGAGAUUUUAUUCAGUGAGUUGAAGAUCUGUAACAAUGUUGAUGCUAGUUUUAUUAAUGAAUAUUCCAUGAAAAUUUUAAAAAAUCCUACUGUUUUAUAUAGGAUCAGAUAACAUAGAAUUUUGUUUAUCUCACAUCACAAAGUACCAAAGUAUCUUUAGAAUUAAGUUUUCAAAUCUAGUUCUAAGCAACCUUUACAAAGCUUCUGUUUAUAAAGACUUGUUUUUCUCCUACUAUUAGUUUAGCAAACAAAGAAAUCUUUAAUGUGUAUAAGCUUUUAUAUCUGGUUUGAAAAUUGCCUUAGGCAAAAUGGACGAGGCAGAAUAGAAAUCUAUAAAUUACCAAAUAAAUAAUACCAUUCUGGAAAUACUUAAUGCUCACAUAAUCUUUUUUAAAAUAUGGAGUUUCUUGCAAAGAUUUUGGAGCAUAGUUAAUUGAUAUUUUAAAGCCACUUUUUAAUCCAUUGCAAAGUUGUCCCCCCCCCCCCCCCGAUAGAAUCAUAUCUCUUUGAUUUGGCAGGCAUUCUUAUAUUGCCAUUCUCGUUGACAUCCAUUGUAUUUGGUGUUCCUGGUUGGGGAAUUUUUUUUAAAGCUUCUACAUAAAACUAUGUUGGAUAAUUUGUUUAAAUUGUAUCAGUUAUGUAAUACUAUUAUAGUUUAUAUGUAACUGUAUCAGGGGCAAAACCACCACCACCAUGGAAAAACAACCGUCACAAUUUUGGCAUCCUCUCUAGUUACUAUGGUAUUUCAGUGGAGACAUGGUCAGCAGAAUGAGUUUUUACAGGGUUAAUCAUACCCUGAACAUGGCCUUUCCACUGCUCAAUUGGUCUAUAAAGGAGGCUUAAUAUAGAGUGCUUGCAGCAUUGCUGUAUCAGCUAUGGCUCUUAUAUAGGUAAAUUCAGGGGUUUCAUUCUGGACUCUUUCACCAGCAAUAAGAUAAUCUUCUAGGAAAAUUUCUCCAGUACUGAGAUAUUUAGGCAACUGGCAUUCCUUAUGUAAUAUAAUUAGGUUUCAUUAACCCAAGUACAGAACUGGCACUGGUUUACUGGUAUGUGAUUUUCAGUUCUAAUAGCCAAAAGAAACAGAAGACAGUGAGAAAAACCCACAUUUUUAUAUUGUUAAUUUAUUGAGUUAAGAGCAAGACUCUGUUAGUCAGCUGUUACAAAUUUAGCCACUUUACUGCACAAUAGAAAUGUUGUUAAAAGAUUAAUGGACAGGCUUAACUGAAAAAAAGUGUAGAAAGGGCUAGCUCCAUUACAAUAAUCACACACAAAAUUGGUUUAAAAUACAGUUAUUAUAUUUUGCUUACCUACACACAUACCACAUAGGCAGUUAAACUAUUGCCCUUGGUGCUCUUCUAACAGAUAUUCUUGGGAAAUGCUUAUGUAUAAAAUAUGUACAUAUAUAAAAAUAUAUACACAGUAUAUAAUCUAUAGCUCUGAGAGCUUCUGAGUCAGGAAUGCUGAGUAUUAUAGUAUAUUGAGAUCUGAAAAUAAGUUUUAGUGUGAGAGAGUGUGUGGUGUGUGUGCAAGCACACACAUGUGUGAGGUUCCUUCCCCUACCCUGCCUCCCUCCAGUACUUUGAGCUACCUUAUUCUGGCGCUUAUUGAUGCAUUGUACUGUUGUUCACUUACACAUUUCAGUUAUUCCACUGCAGUUUGUUGCGGGGGGGGGGGGUUGCUUUGUUUUGUUUUGAGCUGGUGAAUUAUGAAAUGAUCUCAACUGUUUAAAGCUCCUCUGGUUCCCAAGUUCUUCACUUUGUGCUUUGUCUCUUUGGCAGCUAUACACUUAAGGCAAAACCAACUGAGUUAUACGAAGGGAACGAAUGAGCCCUUUUGCUUCCCCCCCCCCCACGUCAGAAAGGGGUUUGCUCAUUUUUUUUAAAAAAAGUGUUGUUUUUAACAGCUUACUCCUGACUUCAACAAUUGUCAGUAGCAUUGCUUGAAUGUGAAAGCACACUUUUGUCCAGAUUUGGUGGUUCUGUAGCAUCUAUUUUAAAAAACCAUAUUCUUACCAGAAAUCAUUAUCAAAAAGAGACCUCUGAACAUCAGUAAGAUUGAUUAUGCCUAAGAGCUGAAACACAUGAUCAACAGCCUUGUGUGAUGUUUAUAGCUGGGCUGUAUCACUGCUGGUGGGGAACUGAAUGUUUUAUUACUUUAACAACUUUAAAAUAGAAAAGACACCAUAUUUAACUCAGGUGUCAGAGAGAGAAGGUUCUAAUACAAUCUUCUCCUUCUGACAUCCAAGUUAAAUAUGUGUGGGAUCCCUUCUGCAUGAAAGGGCAAAACAUUCAGUUGCCCACAUUCAGUCUAAAGUGGUGCAGCUCAGCAGGAAAUAAGACUUGAGGAUGCAAUCAUGUGGCUUUGCUCUUGCUUAAUUUAAGGAGCUCCUAGCAUGCUGGUUGUGAAUCUGUUAUCCAUAUGCAUCUCAUAACUAAUCAGUUGACUCUCAGGAGAACUCCCAAAGGAGGCUAUUCUUUCAGGGGGAUCUGCACAAAGUAGUACCAAAGAUGUAGGUAUCAGUGUAAGUUACAGAAUUCAAUUCCUCCAAAUGCCAAUGGAAAUGCAAGAGGGGAUAACAAUUUUAGGAACAAUCAUGGGGUAAGAAAGAAAAUUAAAUGUCAGUGAUGCCACUUUUUGUAGAAAUGCAUUCUGUUCAGAUACUUUUACCUAGUGAUGAAACUAUAUAACAUAACUAGGUGGGUUUUUUUUUCUUUCAAAAAAGCACAACUGUUUUCCAGUUGCAAAUGAGAAGAAUUGACAUCAGCUGUCAUGUUGAAUCUUUUAAUGUAAAAUGGGCAUAUUUAUAUGUUGCACAUAUCAGUGGUUACAUAUAUUGGACUUAUGGUCAGACUUUGUUGAUCUUUUCAAUCUUCUAAAGUCACUCUAGUAAGUUCUGAAUACAUAGAGAAGCACAGCCUCUUGAGACUGUUAAAUAAGAAGUUAAAUAACAAAAUGGUGCUGAAAUAUUAGCAGUCUGCUGCUAUGUGAUACAUUUAACUUCUGUGUUGAACAUGGCGCCAAAUUAUUACAUGACCUUUUAUAGGAAGAGAAAGAACAACAAAAAUACUUCAACCAGACAUGUAUUUUUAAAAAUAUAUGCAAGCUAUGGUCCGGAGUGGGGCAGCAUUUUUUUUGGCACCAGUCUAUUUUUGGUACUGCACGUGCAGGUCCCUACGAGUAUGAAGUAAACUUCCAUGCCUUCUAAGAACUUGUUUCCAUCAUCAAAAAUUCCUGGAGUUUGUUCAGAAUUGUGAUUGUGAAUCAUUGUACCUUGUCUACAUCUGUAAGGAAUCUCCUGGCAUCUUCUUGAACUUCCUUGCUCACUUUCUCAGGGCCUGUGUACACAUGGUAUUUCGCCAUUUUGUUUCUAUGUCAAGAAGUAUGGAGCAAUGCUUUCCGGGAUGAUAGGGUAAUCUACAGAGUGUCUGUGAGGGGGAUCUUCCACUUACCUCAGUAUAAUGAGUACAUAACUAUGGUGGGUUACAACUAAUUGAUUUCUGGAUAUACUACUGCCAAAAUAAAGUGUCAUGGUCUUAGUUUCACCAUGUAUUUGCAGUGUGUUCUAAGUGCAACUCACUCAUAAUUGCAUACCAACAAUAACAGUUCUUGUUUACUUGUGGGUUCUUCACCCUACCAUGAGCCCAAGGGCCUGAUUAACCUGUUGAUCAUAUAAACAAAUCAGAAAUUGCUGCAAGCUUGAGAGGGGGUUCUUUCAAAAUAACCAUGUAAAUACAGCCUUAGCUAGGUGUGAUAGAUAUGAGGGACAAUCUGUGAGCGAAGGAAACAGGGAUGGAGGAAAAUAAACUCUGUGGGUUGCAAUUAAAAAGGCCAUGAUAAUUAAUGGAAGGAUUUGUUGCAAAACGUUUUCUGCAAGUUUUACUUGAUCCAGGUGCCACUCCAUAUUUGUGUAUUACAUUGGUUCCAUGUACAGUGUAUUGCAUUCCAGUACAUGUCUUGAAAUAAUAAUAACCUACAUGUUAGACCCUCAGGCAUGUUUAUGAUUGGACUGUUUCAUAUAUAGAUGUUCUGGUUUAAGAGGCAACAUAAGCACCUUCUCCUGUAAAAUUCAUUCCUAUUGUAUUUGGAUAUCAAUUUUCACAUUAAGAAUUUGCAAUGCAGAAUUAAUUUAGAAUAAUAUGGGAAGUUUCUGGAGUGGAGAUGGCUAUAUUAUUUUUAUUUAAUGAAGUUUACCCUUCCCCAUUUCUAAUUCUUUACCCCCAAACAAUCAGCACAAAACAGGGUAUUGAAGUUUUAAAAUAUUUUCUCUUGAAAUUAAAUGACUAAGCAGAGAAAUAUGGAUUAGACAUGGAUUAAGUUAAUUUGAAAACUCUCUAUUUCCUUGAAACAUACCUGUUUUAAUUUUGUAAUGUUGUGCUUUCCAUUUUUAAUGUACUGAGUUAUAUUGCAUUUUAUUAACAUCAUGUACAUACUAACUGCUUUGUGUUUCAGGAUGCUAGUAAUUGCUUUGUAUAUUAAAGUGGUCCUUGUGAAUUUGUGAAUUACUGUCAUAACAGUGUUUUUUCUUACUGUAAAAUUUGUGGUAUAAACUGUCAUAACACCCUUUUUACACAAUUAUGUGCAUACACAUAAACCUGCUUUUAAAAUCUU
Molecule: messenger RNA, 16644 nt
Organism: Varanus komodoensis (Komodo dragon)
Lineage: Eukaryota; Metazoa; Chordata; Lepidosauria; Squamata; Varanidae
Gene: CREB1
Product: cAMP responsive element binding protein 1
Exons: 10
Coding region: 9563-10597 (344 amino acids)
Biological process (GO): regulation of transcription by RNA polymerase II
Cellular component (GO): nucleus; ATF4-CREB1 transcription factor complex
Molecular function (GO): protein binding; cAMP response element binding; DNA-binding transcription factor activity, RNA polymerase II-specific
Source: RefSeq, a predicted model, not a curated record